Molecule: messenger RNA, 5274 nt
Organism: Glossina fuscipes
Lineage: Eukaryota; Metazoa; Arthropoda; Insecta; Diptera; Glossinidae
Gene: tacc
Product: golgin subfamily A member 4
Exons: 12
Coding region: 382-5178 (1598 amino acids)
Biological process (GO): cell population proliferation; cerebral cortex development; mitotic spindle organization
Cellular component (GO): cytoplasm
Source: RefSeq, a predicted model, not a curated record
UAGUUUUUUUUUUUGUUUUUAAUUUUUCCGAACUGUCUGCUUUCGAUAAAAAAAUAUAUUGAAAAUAUAAUUUUCGGAGAAAGAAGGCAUUUCAUUAUUCUUCAUUUAACAAUUACGUGACUUUUUUUCUAUUCCUUUUUUUUAUGAUGAAUUAAGAGAAAAAAAAAUAUUGAAAAGUUUUUUAAAGGCGAUAAAGGCCGCAAUUAAACGUGAAACAAUUAAAAGGUCAAGUUUCGAAUCGAAAAGAACAAAAAAAAAAAAAAGUCGCUCCCCCCAAAGAGAUUGUUUAUUAAGCUUUGGCGUAAUCGAUUGAUAUCGCUUUCAUCAGUCACGUCGUUAGGUGGAUUUUGUGGAUCUGCUUCAGACCUAACGUGAAUCAUUAUGGAUUUUUUACCUAAUUUUAUCAAACGUCCCUUAAGUUUAGUUUUAAAUGAAGCUACGGAAACAACGGCCAAAGUGUCUACAGCACCACCACCACCACCACCACCAUCAUCGUCGUCGUCGAACAGCGUUUCAUUGUCUUUAUCGAAAAUGAAAGGGGAUCGGGUUGCAGAACGUGCUCCAUGUGAAUCUCCUCCGAAUUCUCGAAAGGAAUCUUCUCCAUUAUCGGAAAAUCGAACGCUUAGCAAUAAUACAACACCUACGUCAACGACACCGGUUCGCCGUUCCUCGUUAAGUUCAUCGUAUCAUGGCCAAAUAUCCGAGUUCCUAGCUAUAACGAAUAAAUUACUGGAUUAUGAUGACUUUAGGCAAUUGAAUUCAUUAAAUAUGAAUUUUGAUAUCCCACACACGAAUAGUGAGAAUAUUUCGUCGUCGUCGCCGGCGAUAGAAAAAGCAACUGUUACUGAGUGUAAAACGUCGCAAACUAUCGAACAAUUAUUAAUCGAAAUUAAUGAUAAUCUUAAUCAAGCCGACCUCGUUGAAGAUGUCUGCAAUUUAUCACUUUCCUCUUCUCCCCAUGCUCAGCAUAGUCCCCUAUCGGCAUCUAAGACUUUGUUAGUUAACACAAGACCUUUAACGCCAGCAUCCUCGCCUUCAGUCUUGCUUACACCGUCGACACCUACUAUGGCUGCCACUUGCUGUGUAAGUCAGCCGCAAUGCGAUACAACUAGUUUAACAGCUGCUGGCGCAGUUAUUGCAACUGAAGUCACAUCAGCAUUUAACAAGUAUCGCAAUGCUCCAGAUGCUAUACAAGUUACUACUGACAAUCAUCUCCAUAAUAAGCAAAUAACUGACAUAAAAGAUUUGCAUAAUGAUUGCGCUGCUGGUAGCAAUAAAUCGUUGAAUAGAUUUCUAGGUUUAGCUGGAUUUGAUGAAACUAAAAUACCGAAUUUACCAACUGAUACCGAUAUAGGAGAUAUAGAAGGUCAAUUGAAAAUUAUUUAUGAUGUACGAGAAAUUACCAAAGAUGGAAAACUGCAACCUAAUGUACUUUUACCGAAUGAAACGGAUGAAACUAUAUCUUCGGAUAAUGAAUUAUUCACCGAUUGUCAUGAAGAGUUGAGCUCAAUUGAACGACGUGAUUGUUUAUCAUCGCCUUACAUCGAGCAUUCAGUUAAUAAGACACUUGAGUUGGAAUCAUAUUACAGUACUGUUAACGAUACAAUAAGUGCUUCCGAUCGGACUUUGGAUGAAUUGCCUGAAAUACCUAUGGAUGAAGGGCAAAAACAACAAUGCAACGAAUUGGACGAAGUCGAACCGAUGGAAGUCGAUAUGAAUGCGACUAUAGAAAUGUUGGAAGCUACGUCGUCAACAAAUAUAUUAUAUGUUGAGAAAGUUCUAGAACAAGCAGAACGUCACAUAUUGCAACAUAUGGAAGAAGAAGAAUCUCUAAGAACUAAAGAAAAGAAUGCUUUAGCCGAAAAGGCCAUUAAACAAGCCGAAAAAGAACUACAAUUAAACAAACAUAUCGACUUGCCAACGAAAGGCGAGAAAAGUUCGACAAAGGCCAGCGGAUUUAUUGGAGAAUUUUCAACGGCCUCGUCGUCGCCCGAUAAAACUGAAUUGAAUUUGAAUUUAGUCGGCCAGUCUAGUGACGAGUCUAUCGGGAAACAUGAGAAAUCGUUAUCAGAUUCUCCAACAUUUUCAAAAGAAAUAAAUAUUACAAUAAAUUCUUAUUCGCACGCUCCUAAAUCUGCCGAAGAGAACAAGAAUCAUCUGAAUAAUACGUUAGUUGAACAAGAUCUACCAUCUUUUAAUAAUAUAAACUUUGACUUGCCAAUAAGACAAUCUGAAAAGACACUCAAUUUCGAUAUAACAUCGAUAGAGGAGGAGAGUUCUGUAAGUCCGCUAAACGAUCUGGCAAUUCCUUUGAAUUGCAACUAUGUUGAACAAGAUCUACCAUCGCUUAAUAAUUUAAACUUUGCUCUGCCACUGGGCUAUCGUGAACAGAGGAGAAUCUUCGAUGUGGCAUCGACCGAGAAUGCUGUAAAUCUGGUCAAUAGCACGCUUGUUGAACAGGAUCUACCAUCUUUUAAUAAUCUUAAUUUUAUUUUGCCUCCCGAACAUGUUGAGAAGAAGAGAACUUUCAAUGUAGAAGCGACUGGAAGUUUAGCAGAAAUCGACACAAAAGAAAAUCUUGUAACUGAUAAGGAGAAGCGUCGCACAUAUAAUAUGCAAGAGGAUAGAGAUAAUAUAAAUAUAGCUAUGACCUUGAGUAAUGCUGGAUCUGAAAAGAGAAGAACUUUCAAUAUACCUUCAAUCGAAAGUGAUGCAAUAAUCGACACGAAAGAAAACAUUGUAACUGAUCUUGAGAAACGUCGCACAUUUAACAUCCAAGAGGAGAUAGGUGAUAUAAAUACAACUAUGACUUUAACUAAGACUGGAUUUGAAAAUAGAAGGACUUUUAAUAUACCAUCGGUUGAAGAUGGGGCAAACAUGGACACACAACAUACGAUUACAAAUGAUAGCGAGAAACGUCGUACAUUUAAUAUACAUGAUAACAGGCAUGCUAUGACCGCAGACGUGAAAUUGGAUAAUAUUGAUACGGAAAAAAGGGGAACUUGCACUGGAACAUUGGCUGAAGAGGUUAAAAAAGUCAGUACGCAAGAUAUGAUUAUGACGACCAAGAAUGAGGAAAGUCGCACAUUCAAUAUUCAAGAGGAGACAGCUCUUGCAACCAUCGGCGGCAUUACUGAAAAUGGAGACAGUUUAUUUAACGUUCCAGCAGAAGGGGGGAUACAAGCUGGUGGAUCUAUAAAUGCUGAGUCAGUGCAAAACAAAAUUGAAGAACAUAAUGAAAUGAUGGAAGAAAAUGAAAAGUCGCAAGAAUCCGAACCAAAAGACGUGCAACGCUCCGAGAAGACGGUAGUGAGAAAAGAAAUGAUUUCCAAUUACGAAGCCAUGGAUGUAGACGAGACUACGUUUCCCGUAUUAAAGUCUGUCAAAAAUCCUGUCAAAGUAGACAUUGCAAAUAUUAACUGGGCAGUGCAAGCGAAUCAUUUUUCUUCAACAUCAACCAAACAAGACAGUCCGGAGAAUCAACAGUCUACUUUAGAAAACGAAAAUUUAGAAGCACCUCUUAAAUCGUUAACAAAUGAUAAGCAAAAAACUAAUGAAAUUCAUGAGAAUAUAAGGACAGAUACCGUUACAACAUCAAUUGAAACUUCGGCAUCAUCCCAAAUAAGUCAAGAUAAACAAGCCAGUUCUGUGCUUACGUCUAAAGGCAUACAAAAACGACCUUCAAUUCAUGAUUAUAAGAAUCAAGGUGAUGUUCUUUCAGCUAAAGAGCAAUCGAGUAUACGCGUUAGGGAUGAAAAAGAACUGAUGACGGAGAAAUCGAGUUCUCCUUUGGAGGAAAUGUUUACGGCCCCGUCAACAACAUCUAUAACAUUAAGCAUUAGCGAUCACUCAGGAUUUGAUACGAAUUCGCCGAACGCUCAUUCAUCGAACAACACCAGCAACAACGCUGAACAACCCGAGUUCGAUGAGAAUGAAUUUUCUGGCAAUAAUAACAUAAUUUUCAAUCCUUCUGAUUUUGAUUUUCUUCUUACCAAAGGCAAUAAUAACGUGCCAGUGGAUCGUAGUUCGUUAUUAUUAAAAUUUGAUCCUUUAGUGGGUAUACCAAUUCCCGCUAAUACGGGACAAGCCCUGGCUCAAGGAUUGAAAUUGCAAUCACAGCAGCAAGAGCAGCGUCAUCAUCAGGAGCAGCAGCAGCAGCAGCAGCAGUUACGCUUACAUUUACUCAAUGCCACGAACAAUAAUGCGAAUAAUAGACCAUGUCUAAGUCCAACUUUGGAAGAGAAUUCGACUGAGGAUAUUUCAUUUGUUAAUGAACCAACAACAAAAACUUUUACCCAAGUAACUAAUCGAUUGACUAAAGGAAAAUCCAUACAACAACCGAAGCAGCAGCAACAACAACAACAACAAAGCUAUAAACCAGAUAAAAAUCAAUUACUUGGAAAAGAAUAUAAAAAGCAUGCCACAAUGAGUGUCGAUGUCGAUGUGAUUAAGGACGUCAGUUUAGAUAACGAUUGUAAUAAAACCUACGACAAUUCCAACAACACCUCACCAACUGAUGAUAAACCGCAGAUCAACUAUAAAAUGGAUGAACUUGAGAAAAAAAUCAAAAAUGAAGUCCUCAAAACAGAAGAUAUUGAGAAAAAACUUAAAGACGCUGAACAACGCGAGGAAGCUUUAAUAAAACGUAUUACGGAAAAAGAUAAAGCUUUAUCAAAAAUGAAUGGCGUCAUUGAAGCCUAUGAAAAGGCCAUAGCUGAACUGAUUGCCGAGAAGGAACAAUUAAUACAAAAUUAUGAAAAACAAUUGGUCGAAGUGAAGGCUGAUCGUGAUUCGUAUUAUCAUCAUUUAACCUCACUGGAAACGACCUUCUCCGAUUUGCAUGUUAAAUAUGAGAAAAGUAAAGAGAUGACGUGUCAACUUAAGGGCAACGAAGAGGCUUUAUUAGCAGAGAAACGACGUACUUUAGAAAAUUUGCGAUUGCAGGAGCAACGAUAUGAGAAAAUGAAAAGCCAUGCAAUGCAACAAUUGGAAAUAGCUAAUAAAAAACUGGAAUCUUUAACCAAAGAUCAUGCGAUAGAGACGACAAAACUGAAAGCGUUACUUAAAAAGCAAGAAAUCGCUCAUUCAUCGAUUACUGAACAAUUAAUGCAGAAAACAAAGGAGAAUGCGGAACUUAUGAAAAUUUGUGAUGAACUUAUAUCGGGUCAAGGAAGUUAAGGAUGUUGUUGCAAUCGUCGUCGUCGUCGUCGUCUUCAGUCACAUUCACACAUAUACAUGAUGAUAAUUAUUUAAAAAAAAAAAAAAAAAAAAGAA